This is a messenger RNA of Gongylonema pulchrum, 1152 nucleotides long. The record is from the annotation of a GenBank genome assembly. NCBI's taxonomy places the organism in Eukaryota, Metazoa, Nematoda, Chromadorea, Rhabditida, Gongylonematidae.
UGGCUGGAAAGCGCUCUUCCAAAGCCAUACGUAAUGGAUGACGAGGCUUCUGCAAAUGGCGAUCAGCUUCCGACUGUCGGAGAUACUGUAAUUUCCACUGCAAACAGAGCGUACACAGUGGUGUCAGCGAUUGGCGAAGGCAGCUAUGGCACUGUUUUUCUGGCCAGAAGCGAAAAAGACUGGAGGCGGGCCUCGACUCCGUUCCAGCAGUUUUUCCAUAAGUUAGCUUAUAACACAACUGAUCUGGAAAGACGUAGUAUUACUUUCUUUCAGGGCUACGAGAAAGGCAAGUUCACGUUUCUGGUGAUGUCGCUACUCGGGCCCGAUCUCACCAAGCUGCGUAGUCAGCAACCCGGGCGAUACUUCACGCUCCGUUCGUUUUCUCGUAACGUGGCUUGCACUAAUAGCUUUCAACAGAUAUUACUUUGCUCAUCCAUUCACGUGAUGUUUGCAGAAGCAGCUCGGAGUAUCGCGGUACAGACACUGAGUGCCAUUGAGGAACUGCACCAGUGUGGCUUCAUCUCGCGUGAUAUCAAACCUGGCAAUUUCGCGGUUGGCAAUAAUGAGGAUUGCCUGGGCCACAUCAUAUUCAUAUUCGACUUCGGACUUGCAAAACGCUUCCUCGAUCGAUAUUCGCGAGUGAUACCAUCACGAGGUGUAACGGGCUGGCGUGGCACGGUGCGGUAUGCUUCGCUGAAUGCGCAUCGAAAACACGAUUUGUCGAGACGUGACGAUAUGGAAUCCUGGCUGUACAUGAUCAUCGAACUCACCAAAGGCUCCCUGCCAUGGCAACUCAUUACUGGGAUUUUUUUCAUGAUCGGUGAAAAUCUCGAUAGCUUACAUAAUCGUUCAAUUCUCUUUCUUCCAGAUAAAAGCAUAGCCGAGAAAGCAAAGAAAGAAGCAAGAAAUACGGCAAAAGCAACAUUCUUUGAGAAUUGUCCGCACCAGUACGAAAAGAUUUUACGAAUUAUUGACAGGCUGAAGUUUACGGAAACCCCUCCGUACGCAAAAUUUUAUCAAAUCCUCGGAGAGGUGAACCACUGCAAACUCUUUGAUUGUCCUCGGACGCUAAGAACAUGGACUUAUUGUUCCCUUACGGCAAUAAGUUUUUUUGGAGUAACGGUCAUUAAAAUCGAUCUCUUUUUAAUGUAA